CGUCCUCCUCCCAUUCAAUCUCUCUCUCUCGCUCUCUGCAGUGUUGCUCGACGAAGAUUUCAAUUUCAAUUUCGAUUUCGAUUUCGAUUUCGAUUUCGAUUUCGAAGGGUUCCUCUCUUCUCUUCUACUCGAAGGGUUUCUGUUUGAUAUCUCGCUCUCAAUUUAUACAUAGAUGCUCUGCUUUCGUUCGUGAAGGGCGAACCUUUAGCUGCAGGGUCUGUCUGUCUUCUUGUUUAUUGUUUCCGUACUAGGUGAAUUUUCGUUGUUUGCUUUUCGUGUUUUGCGUUUUUCGUUGUUUUUGUGUUUGUCUGUCAUGGGUGCAGAAUCAUCAUCGGGUGAUCCUUCGUUGAACGAAGCCAGGCGGCCUCGCUGCCGAUGCCCACUUCAAGACCACCGCCUUCUCCCCAGAAGAAGAAACCCCCGGUCCGGGAACCCAGAGAACUUGGACAGAUUCAUCCCGAAUCGGUCGGCGAUGGACUUCGCUUAUGCGCAUUACAUGCUGACUGAAGGGUGCAAGGAGGGGGAGGAGAACCCUGCGGGACGCACUGUAUCGAGUGAGGCAUACAGGAAGCGACUUGCCGAGGCCUGCAACAUGAAUAGGACCCGAAUUCUGGAGUUUAAGAAUAAGUCCCCUACCCCCGUCAAGCCGAUUCCAUGUGAGUUCACUUCCCCUCUGCCGCCCUCGAAGCCCCGCCGUUUCAUUCCUAAGAGUUGGGAGAGGAAACUGGAUGCUCCGGACCUCGUGGACGACUACCAUCUCAACCUAUUGGAUUGGGGAAACGCCAAUGUGCUUGCAGUGGCCCUUGGGAGCACGGUCUACUUGUGGAAUGUUUCCAGUGGCUCCACCUCAGAACUUGUAACUGUAGAGGACGAGAUCGGCCCUGUUACCAGCGUUAGCUGGGCUCACAAUGGAACCGACAUUGCUGUCGGUUUGAACAAUGCUGAAGUGCAGUUAUGGGAUUCUACUGCUAAUGCACUGCUGAGAACUUUGAGAGGAGGCCAUAGAUCCCGCGUCGGGUCACUGGCAUGGAACAAUCACAUACUAACGACUGGAGGAAUGGAUGGCAAGAUUAUUAACAACGAUACGAGGGUAGGAUCCCACAAUGUUGAGACGUUCAAAGGGCACACUGAGGAGGUCUGCGGGCUUAAAUGGUCUGCUUCAGGCCGACAACUGGCUAGCGGAGGGGACGAUAACCGCCUCCUCAUAUGGGACCGUUCCAUGGCUUCAUCAACCCGGUUGCUCCAUAGGCUUGAGGAACACAGAGACGCUGUCAAAGCCCUCGCUUGGUGCCCUUUCCAGGGGAGCCUGCUGGCCUCCGGUGGAGGUGGUGGAGAUCGAUGCAUUAAGUUCUGGAAUAUGGACACUGGGGCUUGUUUGAACUCAGUCGAUACGGGGUCUCAAGUGUGCGCCCUGCUGUGGAACAAGAAUGAGCGUGAGCUGCUCAGCUGUCACGGGUUUCCUCAGAACCAGCUUACACUGUGGAAGUACCCGUCAAUGCUGAGGAUGGUGGAACUGACUGGUCACGACUCUACAGUUCUUGUCAUGGCUCAGAGCCCGGAUAAUUGCGUUGUAGCAUCGGUAGCAGCAGAUGAGACUCUUAGAACUUGGAAUGUGUUUGGGGAUCCUGAACUGGCUGCUAAAGCUGCUCGAAAAGCUAACGCAGAACCUUUAACUCUUUUUAACUGCAUACGCUGAGCAAGUCCUCGAAGAGCCACUAGAAAUCCACCGCUAUCUACAACUUGUAGGCGGAGAUGCUCGUCGGAUAGCAUUUGGUACCCAGAACUUUUUCCUCGCAUCCGCUGAUCAAGUCCUCAAAGAGCUACCAGAAAUCCACCGCUAUCUACAACUCGUAGAUUGAGAUGCUCGUCGGAUAACAAAUUGGUCCUGAAUCUGGAGCUGCAACAAAUCCACCAUCACUCGGGAAUUAAAUUUUGCCGAUGUACAGAUCAUAAUUAUGCUGUAGUCACAUAUUGUGGCUAACCACGUAAAAGAUCUCCUGACAGUUAAUGUAUUCUUGACCAUAAGAAUGCAUAUAUAUCUCUUUUUGCU
Molecule: messenger RNA, 2050 nt
Organism: Punica granatum (pomegranate)
Lineage: Eukaryota; Viridiplantae; Streptophyta; Magnoliopsida; Myrtales; Lythraceae
Source: RefSeq, a predicted model, not a curated record